UGUUGUAGGUAGACGUGUCUGUGAUGUGACUGAGUUUCAUCUCGUGCACAUUAUUUAUCUGUGGACGUUUCUCUUGUUUGAAGUCACAGACGAGAGCAGCAGCUACUAUGAGUGUAACUGCAGCAGCCAGUGGAUUUGUUGUCCUUCUUCUCACUGUGACAGUGGUACAGUGUGAGAAUGGCUGGGAUGUGAGUUACACUUCUACUGAGAUCUGUGCCGUCAGAGGAUCAACAGUGUACAUUACCUGUACCUACACAUACCCAUCCACAUUUAAUAACCAUGAGACUACAGUUCAGGAAACUUUCUGGUUCAUUAAAGAGAGUAAUGGGAUUCACGUUGAUCUAAGGACUGAUCCGGAGUAUUCAGGUCGUGUGGAGAAUCUCUGGGGAAACAACAAGUGCACUCUGAGAAUCUCUAACCUGAGAGAGAGCGACUCAGCUGUUUACAAGUUCAGGUUCACAACAAACCAGCCUACUGGGAGUUUAACUGGUUCAGCUGGAGUCACUCUGUCUGUCACUGAUUUGCAUGUGCAGGUGAGCAGAUCAGAGAAGCAUGACUCUUUUGACAGGGCAGAGCUCAGGUGUCAGAGCAGGUGUCGUCUUCCUGAUCAUCUGAACUACGUCUGGUACAAGAAUCAACAGAAGAUUGAGGAGGGAGCAACUUAUUUAGAUAUUUUUCUUCGUACAGACAGAGUUUCCUGUGCUGUUAAAGGACUCGAGGAUUUCCGCUCUCCGUCAAUGUUGGUGAGUCAGAAUGGCUGGAGUGUGAGUUACACUUCUACUGAGAUCUGUGCCUUCAGAGGAUCAACAGUGGACAUUAACUGUACCUACACAUACCCAUCCACAUUUAAUCUCCGUGAUACUACAGUUCAGGAAACGUUCUGGUUCAUUAAAGAGAGUAAUGGGAUUCCCGUUGAUCUAAGGACUGAUCCGGAGUAUUCAGGUCGUGUGGAGAAUCUCUGUGGAAACAACAAGUGCACUCUGAGAAUCUCUAACCUGAGAGAGAGCGACUCAGCUGUGUACAAGUUCAGGUUCACAACAAACCAACCUACUGGGAGUGUAACUGGUUCAGCUGGAGUCACUCUGUCUGUCACAGACCCUCAGCUCCAGGUAGAUGUGAGGAGAUCAACAGCCAAUCCAUCUUCUACCUGGACAGAGCUGACCUGUCACAGCAGGUGUCAGCUCCCUGAUCAUCUUUCCUACGUUUGGUACAAUAACAAUAAACCUGUCGGACGAAAAAAAUACUUUCACCUCCGACACUUUAAUGAUGAAGACAGCUAUCACUGUGCUAUAGAAGGACAGGAGCGUUUCCCUUCUCCUACAGUGUAUGCUCCAAAGCCUCCCUCUGUGUCAGUGAGUCCCUCUGGUGAGAUCAUGGAGGGCAGCUCAGUGACUCUGACCUGCAGCAGUGAUGCUAACCCAGCAGCUAACUACACCUGGUACAAGGAGGACGAGGACUCACCAACAGCAUCAGGACAAAUCUUCACCAUCACUGAUAUCACAGCUGAACAUGGUGGAAAGUAUCAGUGUGAGGCCCAGAACACACUAGGACGUAGUAAGGCCACCUUACAUCUGACUGUUGGAGCAGGGAAGUCAGUGAUAAUCAUGAAUAUCAUCAGACUGACUCUGGUGGUCGUGCUGGUUCCAGUGCUUGUCUGGACUCUGUGGACGAGGAUGAAGAAAACUCUGAGCUUGAAAUCAGAAGUGAAUGAAGCUGUGGAGAUGAUAGAGUCACAAAACUGUCCUGAGUAUGAGAACGUUGCUGCUGCAGCACAGACCGAAGACACAGAGGAGCAGGAGGACCUGGUGUGAAGCAUCAGGUCAGAGCCACUGGGACAAACACAACCAAGAUGGACGACUUCAGAGUAUAUCCGUACAAGUGGGUAGUUAUUAAAUACAGGAAAUCUGUCCAAGCUGCAAAAUAUCUGAGUGCAAGCGCAGAGUUUGAGAACAAGCAGAGCAAAUCUAAGCACCAGCAGGAGCUGUGUGAGUGCAAGCUCAGGGUGCUGAGUAAAAACACCACGAAAUCUGAACGUGCAAGUCCAGCUCUCAAACUAAAAGACCACGCUUUUUAAUGAAGAGGAAAACACCUGUACAUUUCCUUUCUACUCUUGGUUUCCUGUUUUCUUCUCUGCUCAGGUGCACUGUGAUUGGCUGAAAGUAUUUAGGAGGGAACAGGAAGUAUCUCUUUCCAUCCCCGGUUGCGGCAACAGCAGUUUGUACAGACCUUUAGAUCAAGAGUAUUGUUGUGUUGUUUCUUUUCUUUUUCUUUUCUGAUGGGUCCAGUCGUCCAGUUUCCACAGCUUUAUUUCUGUGAGCUUUAUUUCUGAUGUUGGUUUAGGUUGAAGGAAGAUUCUCAGAUCCUACGACCCUUUGUGGGUUGGUGUGUAGGGUUUUACUUAUUUUGUCCAUUUUGCCGGCCUGUUGUUGAAGUUGUUGUCUUUUCUGCAAUAAUAGAUUAUUUUGCUGUUAUCCUCCGAACUAUGUUGGACAUCUUGGUUAUGAGGCUUUGAGGCUGUGGUAACACCACGUGACUCAUCUUGUGUCUUAUACAUGAUAUUAAUGUGGUUAUUACACGGAUAAUGAAUUAUUAUGUAUCGUGAUUUUAUGAUUCUUUCUUAAAUAAAUAUUUUGGUCUUUUGUUUCA
Platichthys flesus (European flounder) is the source of this 2646-nucleotide messenger RNA. Its product is annotated as sialic acid-binding Ig-like lectin 14. The record is from RefSeq and is a predicted model, not a curated record. Lineage: Eukaryota; Metazoa; Chordata; Actinopteri; Pleuronectiformes; Pleuronectidae. The transcript has 9 exons. Bases 108 to 1811 code for a protein of 567 amino acids.